Molecule: messenger RNA, 1425 nt
Organism: Mycena indigotica
Lineage: Eukaryota; Fungi; Basidiomycota; Agaricomycetes; Agaricales; Mycenaceae
Product: Chromo domain-containing protein
Exons: 2
Coding region: 1-1425 (474 amino acids)
Biological process (GO): chromatin organization; negative regulation of transcription by RNA polymerase II
Cellular component (GO): pericentric heterochromatin
Molecular function (GO): chromatin binding
Source: RefSeq, a predicted model, not a curated record
AUGGCAGCUGCGACCCGCCUUGGAAAACGCGCCACUCCGCCGCCAACUCUGACCCCGACGCGUCAAACCAAGCGCCAGUGCACCUCAGAUGCGUGGUCCGCGGACAGCCCUCUCAGCAGCGCGGCUUCUACCCCAGAACCGCCGUCUACGCGAACAACGAAACUGGACCACAUUGAUAUAAGCGGCCAGAGACUCAAGCCUACGAUCGUUUUCGACACCCUUUGGAAAUGGUUAGCGGAGAGGAAAGCGUUGGAUGACGAGCGGAGGCAGGGACUGCCGGCACCGUGGACAGACGAUCGCAUUCUUCAGGAAUACAAGUUCUGCCAGUCAUAUCGUGUAAUGGACAAAACUUCCCAGUUCCUCAUCACCGAAGUCAUCGAAAAGGGGUCUCAAGCGCGCGACGAAAUCCUUUUCCGAAUCCUCCUCUUCCAGUCAUUCAACCGUAUUGAAACAUGGAGGUUACUGCAGAAAGAGCUGGGGAAUCUAACUUACAAGGACUUCGACAUCGACCGCUACGAUAGCGUCCUCAGCAAAGCUAGUAAUGGCGGAACUGCAAUCUUCACUCAUGCAUACCUGAAAAUUGCCCCCAAUGCACUUGACCAUACCAAAAACAACUCCGCAUCCGGUCAUCGCAGGCAUUUGAAUCUGCUCAAACACUUUAUGGAUGACCUCCCUGAAGUUCUCCGCUACGCCGAAUAUGCCGCCGAUGUUUACGAGGCGAUUGCAGCUUAUCCUGGCUGUGCCGCGUUCAUCUCGUUCCAAAUCCUCAUCGCACUGUCCUAUUCGAGCCUCAUCAACUUUUCUGCCAACGACUUUGUCAUUCCAGGAUUGGGUUGCUCCUCUGGCCUCGCGAAGAUGUUUGGCAACAGCUUGAAGGAGGCGAAGAAAGUCGUCCCAGACAUCGAAACCGACAUUCUCCGCUGGAUGGUCGCAAACCAAGAAGCUCAAUUCGAUCGCUUGGGCAUCACGUUUUCGUUUUUGCGUAAUGACAAGGGAGCGGUGUUGAAGCUGGAGCUCCCCGACCUAGAACAUGCCGUUUGCGAGGUCGACAAAUAUGCACGCAAGAAGCACCCCGGUAUCAAGAAUGGCAAGGCCCAACUCAAGUCAACGUUUGUGCCCACAUCCGCAUCACUCCCUGCCAAGGUUGUGCUACCAAAAGCAUGGUCUCACCCUGCCCGUCGCCGCUCCCAUAUCAGGGCAGAGAAAAUUUCGGUCCACAAAAUAUAUGUCGUAGAGAGCAUUCUUGGCGAGAGAUUGGGCGGGAAAUUGGGCGACAACGAAAUGUAUUAUAGGGUCCAUUGGAUGGGGUACCCCAAAUCGGAGCGAACUUGGGAGCCUCGCAGCGAGCUUAUACAAGAUGUUCCACAGAUGGUUGAAGCAUGGGAAUCUCGCCGAAAAGAAGCUGGAGUGGACCACCAACAGUGA